Messenger RNA from Carya illinoinensis, 1508 nucleotides. RefSeq names its product (+)-cis,trans-nepetalactol synthase NEPS1-like. Lineage: Eukaryota; Viridiplantae; Streptophyta; Magnoliopsida; Fagales; Juglandaceae. The transcript is spliced from 3 exons. The coding region runs from base 415 to 1200 and encodes 261 amino acids. The record is from RefSeq and is a predicted model, not a curated record.
UUUUAACAGGAUUGCACGACUCAACAAUUAUAUCAUCUCCGUAAAUUAUACACGCACCAUCCUAGUAUCCCACAGCUCAUCAUCUUUACCUUUCUCGGUUGACCUUUGGAGUGUCUGGUUUUAUGCUUCAAAAGGGAUUUUUCCGAGGGAGAGAAACUUCCACCGCUUGAACGUUCUUCGUCUUCUUCCUUACCUUCUUCCAGUUCCAACACAAUCCCAUAUUCGGAAGAUGAUUCUGAGGAGAGCUAACUAGUUCGACUUCUCACGAGCAACAUCGUUAACGGUCUGCUCCUAACCAAUCCCUUCAUCUUCUACAUCUCUCCUAACUUCAAUGGGUGAGACAAUAUAAAUCAACAGCUAAGUAGCAGACAGUUGCUGUCCCAUCCAUCUGAUAAAUUAUAUUAUUAUACAACAAUGACUGAAUCCACAAUGAGCAAGAAGAAACUAGAAGGCAAAGUGGCCAUAGUCACUGGUGGUGCUAGUGGCAUUGGGGAGGCGACCGCACAUCAUUUUGCCAAGCAUGGUGCACUUAUGGUGGUGAUUGCUGAUAUCCAAGAAGAACUAGGCCAGCAGGUUGCCAAAUCCAUUGGUUUGAACCAUUGUACAUACAUACGCUGUGAUGUUACUAAUGAAGAGCAGGUCAAAGCCAUGGUAGAAUGGACGCUCAAAAACUAUGGACAGCUUGACAUCAUGUUUAGCAAUGCAGGGAUUUAUAGUAGGUCAGAUCAGACUGUACUUGACCUCGACUUGUUGGCCCUUGACCACCUUUUUGCGAUCAAUGUGCGUGGCAUGGCCGCAUGUGUAAAGCAUGCAGCGCGUGCCAUGGUUGAAAAGAGUGUGAGGGGGAGCAUUGUGUGCACCGCAAGUGUAUCAGCAAGUCGGGGUUCAACCAAACACACUGACUACUAUAUGUCCAAGCAUGCAGUGCUUGGGCUUGUUCGAUCCGCAAGCAGGCAACUAGGGAAGCAUGGGAUUAGGGUCAACUGUGUAUCACCCUCUGCAGUCGCGACUCCUUUGGUAUGCAGUGCACUUGGAAUGGAUGUAGAACAGUUGGAGAAGGCUUUUGAGCCACGUGCAAGCUUAAAUGGACUUGUGCUAAAAGUUGGACAUGUGGCUGAUGCUGUGCUCUUUCUUGCAUCAGAUGAUUCUGGUUUUGUUAAUGGGCAUGACCUGCUGGUUGAUGGAGGCUGGAUUGACUAAUGAAAUCAAGAUAAGCAUUAAGGAGGCAACCUACAUGACUCCAAGCCAGUAAAACUAGUGUUUGUGGUUGGAAAGUGAUGGAAAGCAAAGCCUUUGGUUAUAUUGGUGUGAACUAAAAAAGGUACAAAUAUGUGUGUUUCUAAAAACUUCUAAAAGCCUUCAAUUUUCACCUUGGUUUUCUUCAAUAAAAUGAUCUACUCUGGUUCGAGCAAAUAAAGCUACCUUGUGAUGACUGAUGAGUUGCUGCAUAUGAGGAAAUGUAUCAGGCAAUGAGAAAUUUGCAGAUAAAAUUUUUCUUUCCACUUUAA